ACCCCUCUCUCGCAAAACAAAACAAAACAAAACCGCCUUCAAAUACUCAGGAAACCAAGCAGCAACUGCCGCGUAGUCGUCUGUACUGGAAAGAAAUUAAAUCGGAGAACCAUUCUAAUCCUGCGUCCUAGUAUUCGCCAAAGCAAGCACCAAGCGAACGGCUUUGGAAAAACUCACACCGACGUCCACCGAAUUACCCUCGGAGAGGCAGGCACAACAGCCAUGGUAGACUACGAACACUUCCUGGCCCAACUGCGGCAGAAGGAGGCCGCCCCGCUCAUGGCCCACCUCAAGAGUUUCCUCGCCCGCUUCAACUCCGAAAAGCGUCCCAUCCUCCAACACCGCAAACUCGUAGCCAGCUUCCUCCACUACAUCUACGGCGAGUCCCUCCAAAACGACAUAUUUGCCCACUGCACGAGUGACGAUGACCUCGAGAAUAUCCGCGAGGGCUGGGAGAAGCUCGUUAUGAUGAACAUCUACGAUCGCGUGUUUGGCGCCGCAGAGACUGACGACACGAAACUCGGCAACCAUCUCCAGCGCAAGAUCGACUCGUUUCAGUGGGUCCAGGAACAACAUCUCGACCUGCCAUUCUCGUUUCAUCACACCCUCGAGGUCGCCCAGGCCGAGCUGCUGCGGCUGAACGGAUUCCGCGCGCCGAGGGACAAGCUUGUCAUCCUGCAAAACACCGCGCAGAUUGUCGUCGAUUUGAUCAAAAAGGCGUCGGAAAACGACGCCGCCGGCAACGAUCACCUCCUCCCGACGUUGAUCCUCACUAUUAUUCGCGCCAAUCCGCCCAAUCUCAUCGCCAACAUUAAAUACAUCAUGCGCUUCAGGAACCAGACCGAGCUCGACAAAGGCACCAAUCAGUUUUGCAUCACCAACAUGAUGAGCGCCGUCAGCUUCAUCUACAACAUGACCCCAAAGAGUCUCACUCUCAACGAGGAGGAAGCUCAGCGGUACGCCGGCGUAGGUGGUGGACUGGGCGGACGAGCAGGGGAAGGCUCCUCGUCAUCCUCCUCCGGGACCCGCGGCGACCCCGCCGUCCCGCAAGUCUCGCAACUCGCAUCCAAAGUAUACACCUCGACCUCCGGCUGGUUCAACUCUUUGAUAAGGGAAGCGAAAGUUUUUGGAGAACAGGCGGCCGGAAAGGUAGAUGGCUUUGUCAAUCAGGUCGUCGGCGAUAGUGACGAGGAAGAUAAUCGUGUGAAUCAGGGGCAGGGUCAGGGUCCAUACCAACACCAACAAAACCAGUACCAACCCAUACCCGGUACCACAACCCACGGGGAACCACAACCAAACCAAACCGAACACACUGCAGGCGGGGGCCCACCCAUCCCGGCCCGCCCGCCCGGCGUCGAAUUCCUCAGCAGCACCCGCUCCUCCUCCAUGUCCGCCGCAUCCACAUCAGCCUACCCCGGCCAUCACCAACAAACCUCUCCACAACUCCCACACCGCCAAUCAACCCCCACCGGCCAACAACUCCGCCAACAACUCCGGCAACAGCAACAACAGCAACUCGCACAACAUCAACAGCAGCAAUCUUUGCAUCCUUUGCAAGCCACUGGCGCGGUGCACCCGCCGUGGAUGAUGGAACACUCCCCGACUGUGAGCCCCAUGAGCCCACUGAACGACGCAUCACCCGCACCGCCUCCGCGUCCGCCAGCGAAUGCGGUCGGGGGUAUUGGGGCGGGGCCGAGGAGACCCUCGACGAUGUCACCGGCAGAACAGGAAGAUUAUGAACUGCAGCUUGCGAUGGCGUUGAGUUUGUCCACUGUGGAGGAUGAGAAGAGGAGGAGGGAGGAGGGUGGGGAGUUUGAGGUUGUUGAUGAGGAUGGGGAGGGCGGUGAUGCUGCAGCGGGGAAGGAAACGACUGUGGCUGAUCUUGUGGAUGUGCAAACGGAGGAAUCAGUGGCUUUGCCUGUUCCGCCGUCAUCAUUAACAUCGCAAACGGAGCAGGCGGCGAAACCGUACACCGUCCCCGAUACACCGGCCGCGGAGGCUGACAAGCCGCAUGCGGAGACCCUUGUUGAUGAUAGUGGGGACGCAGCUGAGGAGGCCAAGGGUGGAGAGGGCAGUGGGUCGUCACCGACAACAACCACGACGACGGGGGCGAAGUAGAGGCGAUUGGCCGGAAGAGGUGGGAUGGUAGAUAUCAUCAAGCCCUCCUGCCAGCCCCAGCUCCCUGUCGUGACGCAAGUGCGCUGGCAUCUCAGCUCAUUGAUCCAUCUGUAUCUGUAAUCUGUACCCUGUCUUUGUGUAUAUACUGUAUACGUAAAUGUGACACCUCUCGGCCUUAGCCAGGCAGGAGUACGGCCUUCAA
This is a messenger RNA of Fimicolochytrium jonesii, 2320 nucleotides long. RefSeq lists its product as uncharacterized. The record is from RefSeq and is a predicted model, not a curated record. Gene Ontology annotation, cellular component: cytosol; endocytic vesicle. The transcript has a single exon. Gene Ontology annotation, molecular function: guanyl-nucleotide exchange factor activity; small GTPase binding. Lineage: Eukaryota; Fungi; Chytridiomycota; Chytridiomycetes; Spizellomycetales; Powellomycetaceae. Gene Ontology annotation, biological process: vesicle-mediated transport. The coding region runs from base 223 to 2118 and encodes 631 amino acids.